Calypte anna (Anna's hummingbird) is the source of this 2847-nucleotide messenger RNA. RefSeq names its product mesoderm specific transcript (gene MEST). Bases 60 to 1040 code for a protein of 326 amino acids. The transcript has 12 exons. Gene Ontology annotation, molecular function: catalytic activity. NCBI's taxonomy places the organism in Eukaryota, Metazoa, Chordata, Aves, Apodiformes, Trochilidae. The record is from RefSeq and is a predicted model, not a curated record.
AAGCAGCGCGUGCGCGGGGCGGUGGCCACGCCCCCCGGUGCUGGAGGUCGCGGGACAGGAUGAAGGAGUGGUGGGUCCAGGUGGGGCUGCUGAGCGUCCCCCUCCUCGCCGUUUACCUCCACAUCCCACCCCCAAAACUCUCCCCAGCUCUCCUCUCCUGGAGGGCAGCAGGAGGGUUCUUCACCUACAAGAGCCAGAACAUCUUCUACAGAGAUUCCAGCGGUGCUCUUGGCAGCUCCGACAUCGUUGUGCUCCUGCACGGCUUCCCAACCUCCAGCUACGACUGGUACAAGAUCUGGGAAGGGCUGACCCAGCGCUUUCACCGUGUGGUUGCUCUGGAUUUCAUGGGGUUUGGUUUCAGUGACAAACCUAGGCCCCACCACUACUCCAUCUUUGAGCAAGCCAGCAUUGUGGAGGGGCUGGUGAGGCACCUUGGUCUCCACCACCAGAGGAUCAAUCUCCUGUCCCACGAUUAUGGGGAUACGGUGGCACAGGAGCUGCUGCACAGGUAUGAGCACAAUAAAACUGGAAGCAUCUUGAUCAACAGCCUCUGUUUAUCCAACGGAGGGAUUUUCCCCGAAACCCACUACCCCCGGUUCAUCCAGAAGAUCCUCAAGGAUGGGGGUUUGCUGUCCCCCAUCAUCACAAGGCUGAUGAACUUCUUUUUCUUCUCCAGAGGGCUGGGCUCUGUCUUUGGGCCCUACACCCAGCCUUCCCAGGCAGAGUACUGGGAUAUGUGGACAGCGGUGAGGACCAACGAUGGGAACCUGGUUGUUGACAGUAUUUUGCAGUACAUAAACCAGAGGAAGAAGCACAGAGACCGCUGGGUUGGAGCUUUGAUGUCCACCUCUGUCCCACUGCAUCUCAUCUAUGGGCCUCUGGAUCCUGUGAAUCCCCACCCAGAGUUUCUUCAGCUUUACAAGAAGGUGCUUCCCAUGUCCACAGUGUCUGUGCUGGAUGACCACAUCAGUCACUACCCACAGCUGGAGGACCCCACAGGAUUCCUCAAUGCUUAUCUCAACUUCAUCAACUCCUUCUGAGCAGCUGCAGCUCAGGUCUUGCUCCCUCUUGACAAAUCCAAGGCUUUGGGGGUAGGAAGAAACCUUAAAUUUUUUUAUCUCCAGAUCCAAGACUUUUGCACUGACACCUUGAAUAUGCUGCCAGACUCCUGGAUGUUCAUCCUUGGAGCACCAAAGAGAAUUAAGAUGCAGGGAGGCUUGGACAAAAGAGUUCCAGGAUGCUGACAGCUCUUCCAGCCUUGUGCCCACCUUGGUUUUUGACUGGUUUGUGUCUGUAGAGCCAGAAAGGGACAAUGGGGACACCUGAGGGGAGGCAGAGAACAUCUCUCAGUCCCCAAAUCCUCCUUGACCUUCACUGCCAGGCAGACAGGACCAGGAGGAUGUCCCCAGGCUGGGUGUUGGUUUGAGCUGCAGGAGUUUAAAUUACAUCCUUCUGCUCAAGUGUCACAACACUGAAGAAUUUGUGGAGUUUGUCCACACUAAAUUAAGGAAUCUGCAACUCAUCCAGCCCAGGUUGCUCCAAGCCUCAUCCAACCUGGCCUUGAACACCUCCAGGGAGGGGGCAGCCACAACUUCUCUGGGCAAUCUGUUCCAGAGUCUCAGCACCCUCCUCCUGAAGAACUUCUUCCUAAGCUCCAGCCUGAACCUCUUCUCCUGCACUUUCAAACCAUUUCCCCUUCUCCUAGCACUGGACACUCUUCUGGAAAGUCCCUCUGCAGCCUUCCUGGAGGUUCCCUUCAGGGACUCUAAGGUCCCCCUGGAGUCUCAACACUCCCAGCUCCUCAGCCUCUCCUCAUGGCAGAGCUGCUCCAGCCCCUGGAUCAUCUUUGUGGCCUCCUCUGGACUCAUCCCAACAGAUCCAUGUCCUUCUUCUGCUGGGGACACCAGAAUGGAUGCAGGAUUGGAAGUGAGGGUCCCACAAAAGAACAGUAGAGUGGGAGAAUCCCCUCUCCUGAUCUGCUGGCCAUGCUCCUCUGGAUGCAUCCCAGGACAGGGUUGGAUUUCCAUGUCCUUCUUCUGCUGGGGACACCAAAACUGGACACAAUUCUGUCUUCAGAAAUCACUUUUUUAUGGCCACUUUUAAAGGCAAGCUCUAAACCUCCAGUUUUUGCCCACAUCACUUGGUUAUUUUUAUUUUUCAGUUGGACAAGCAGAGCUACUCCACCUGAUUAUCUCAGGAGCUUUGCUGAAGCUUGGCUGUAGCACCCCAGCUGGGACCUGUUUCACUGGAACAUGGUGAAUAUGCAAUCCUGGCAGUAGGAAAAGCCAAAGUGUUCUGAGCAAUAGCUAUUCCUGCCCCAGGGAUCUGGGAUAGGUGUUUAAAUUAGGAUUGAAAUUCUAUUUCCUUCUUCCUCCCUCUCUGACUUGGUAACUAAACAGAAGAAAGAUGCAGAACUUCCCUCCCAAAGAAGCCACCACAAAGUCCUUCCCUUCCUCCUCUUUUCCCAGCUUUUGCUGCAGGAUGUUCCACAUCUUUUGAGCCUGGGAAAAAGCUGUGGUGCUGGUUUCUAACAUAAGGCUCAAGAGAACUGAACAUGCCUUGAGAGGUGGGAGUGUAAUCUCUCUCUGUACAUUGAUUUUCCUGUGUGGAACAGAGGAGAAGCUGUAAAUCUGCAGGUUUUGUGUGGUUUUUAACUGCUUAUAGUCAAAACUUCAUAGCAUCCCUUUAGGAAUAAGGGGCUUCUCCUGAGACAACAGCCCUGAAGGGUUAUUUUUUUUUGUACUGAAGCAGAAUUAAGCCAAGAAAUGUCUAUUUUAUUAACAGUUAAUUCAUAGGAAUUCCACCACUUGAACCAGUGUUUAUUUCCUGUUAAUAAAAAUCAGUUUG